CGGAACGAAACCCCCAAAUCCAAACCCUGGCCUGCUGACGCUUUGACGGCUAGGACCAAACGUGAGCAACGCCAUCAGUCACCUCCGAUAAACCGACCGCCUUCUCGUCCCAUCUCAUCCUGUCCCUUCCAGUCCCUUGCCAUUUCCCCACCCCGCGUUGGCCAUUUCGAUCCGCAAGGCAAUACCAGCUGGCAAGCACGCAGCAGCGAGCACCUUCUCGGUAAGCUGGGCAAGGCAGGCCAGGCAGACAGGCAGGUACACCGUACAGGCAACACCUGCCGCCGACCGACCUUGACGACGCACCCUACCUUACCUACCUUUACCUGA
Molecule: messenger RNA, 327 nt
Organism: Colletotrichum costaricense
Lineage: Eukaryota; Fungi; Ascomycota; Sordariomycetes; Glomerellales; Glomerellaceae
Exons: 2
Source: RefSeq, a predicted model, not a curated record